Acanthocheilonema viteae is the source of this 272-nucleotide messenger RNA. Lineage: Eukaryota; Metazoa; Nematoda; Chromadorea; Rhabditida; Onchocercidae. The record is from the annotation of a GenBank genome assembly.
AAUUUGAAGCAAAAACAAGAAAUUUCACGGAGUUGUGCAAAUCAGAAGAAAAAAUAGAACACGCAGUUACAGUAGCAAAUGCUAUAGAAUAUAAUGAAGAAGCAACUAAUUCAAGCGAUGUAUUUCAACGAAUUACAGUUCAAGGGACAGUUGAGCAGUGCACGAAAAUCAUUACUGAUGAGGUUGAACCUCAGAUUGACGUCGAUGCACAGUCUGCUUCAAGUGAAAGUGUCACGGGAAAUAUUGUUUGGAGAGGUCAAAUGGAUCAGUGA